Messenger RNA from Durusdinium trenchii, 774 nucleotides. NCBI's taxonomy places the organism in Eukaryota, Dinophyceae, Suessiales, Symbiodiniaceae. The record is from the annotation of a GenBank genome assembly.
AAUUUUAACAACUCAAAAAAUCUCAAAAAAUCUCGAAAAAUCUCGAAACAUGAGAAAAUAUGCAAAAAUAUGCAAAAACAUGCAAAAAUUUAAUUGUACGUGCGAACUGGAGCGUGAUAUGACUGCUGCAGUCAGCUGUCUUCUCAAACGUCUUGUGUCUGACUAGACCGUGCUGUUGCCAUGUCGGUGCGCAGUGCAGUGAACCGGGCACAGAAAAAGGCUCGUGGGGCGCCGCCUAUGUUGCCUGGAGGUAUGAUGCCGCAGAUGUUUGGUGGUCCUAUGAUGCCCCAGAUGUAUGGUGGGAUGAUGCCUCAGCAGAUGUUCCACCCACCUCAGUCUCAGGUGGGGGAAGGUGACACCUACACGUCACAAGAUGAGCAUGAGCAGGUGUCGUCGUCUACUGUCCCGCCCAAGGCUGCAGGCAUUCCUUUGCAGCAGGAGUCGUCUGCUGUAACAGCAGUGGCAGAGCUGCAAGAGGAUGGUGUCCAGCACCACCAGCGUCUACCAGAUGCCUUAAUUUCCCGCUCAGUGACGUAUGUCAAGCAACUUCCACUUAGUAACUUCUGUCGUCUAAGGUUCGUCCUGCACGUGGUGGAUGACAUCAUCGUCAAAUGUGUUCAGUUGUUAGGAUAACUUCUCCCCAAGAAUCACAAUUUGAUGGACCAUGUUGUGUUUGAGGUGUUUUCCCCAAAAAUAGUAACUUUUCUUAAAACAAAAAAUAAAAUGAAAAAAACGUGAAGAAAAAAUGUGAAAAAUGUUUUAAAAUGUGAAAAU